ACACUCCGUCAUCAACACAGUCACGUUUGUUUAUUUUGAUGUCUCUUGUUUGAUUCACAUCGUUGUCUUUCCUGUGUUUUUUUUGGAGGGGGGAACCCGUGUCGGUCUACUGCCGAAGCCCUAAGUUUCAGGUUGACGCUGUGACAUUUCAGGAGCAUGGCCGACGGUCCAGAAGCUGAUGUGGACGACCCACCCAGUGUUAACUUCCCACCGCUCAUCACUGUCUCCGAUCUGCCCGGUGCCACCGCUGCAGGCCGCAACCUAAAGGAAUGGCUCCAGGAGCAGUUCUGCGACAAACCUCUGGAGCAGGACGACAUGAGGCUGCACAAUGCAGCCUACGUCGGAGAUAUGGACACACUGAGGAACCUGCUGCAGGAAGACAGCUUCAAGCGGCGUAUUAAUGAGAAGUCUGUGUGGUGUUGUGGAUGUCUGCCUUGUACCCCUCUGCGGAUCGCGGCCACAGCAGGACACGCUACCUGCGUGGCCUAUCUGAUCGGCCAGGGAGCCGAGGUGGACCUAGUCGAUGUAAAAGGUCAAACAGCCCUCUACGUAGCUGUGGUUAACGGUCACCUGGACUGUGUCCGGAUCCUCCUCGAAGCCGGAGCCGAUCCCAACGGAAGUCGGCACCACCGCAGCACCCCUCUGUACCAUGCUGCUCGAGUGGGAAGGCUUGACAUACUGCAGGAGCUCAUCAGGUUCAAUGCCGAUGUAGACAUGGACCACCAGCUGGGUCCCCGGCUCCUCUUAAGUGCUCGCACCCUCAACACUCUGGUGGUGUGUCCUCUCUACAUCAGCGCUGCCUACCACCACCUGCACUGUUUCCGGCUGCUGCUCCAGGCCGGCGCUCAGCCUGAUUUCAACUACACAGGGCCUGUCUGCCAAGAGGCUCUUACCCGCGGCCUGGCCUCCUGCCUGCUGGAUGCUGUGCUUCGACAUGGAUGUGAGGUGGCUUUCAUCCACCUGCUGCUAGACCACGGGGCCAACCCAGUUCUCGUGCCCUGGGACGAAUCAGAGCUGGAGGCUCCUAAUCGGAGGAAGGUGGAUCCAGAGGCGCUCAAGGCCUUCCUGGAGGCGAGGAGAUGCCCUCGUAGGCUGACGCACCUGUGUCGCAUCAGGAUCCGCAGAUCGAUGGGCAAAAAUCGCCUCCAACAUAUACCCUCCUUACCGCUGCCACAACCCAUCAAGAACUUCCUGCUUCACCAAAACUGACAACAGUCCACCUUCCGUCUUUCCGCAGAGGUUCAUCCAACCCAAACCUCACUCAAUCCCAACACCAAUCUCCAGGAUAGAGCAUUUUGUUAAACCAAUUUGCUAAUUGCUUAUUAAUUUCUAAUAAUAAACAGUUAAUUAUCUAUCUCUUUUUCAAACAUUUUCGGGGUUAAACAGUUAUGUAUUAAUCCUAUCUUCCAAUCACUGUAAUAAUUUAUUGAAAUGUGUUAUUAACUUAUCAGAGAAGCUUUAGUGUGUCGUGAAUGUUUGAUUUGUGACUUCCCAUAUCACUGGGUUGUGUUCUGGUUCAGUAACACUUUUUAGAAUGUCAUUUGGGGCUGAAGCAAUGACUUAAUCAUGCCACGUAUUAAGUAUCCUGUUCAGAGGCAGAGGAACAUUAUCCAGAACCCGCUCUUUGAAUUGCUCAUUUAUCUGUUUUAUGUAAACUUGGAUUUUAGGCCUUUUACUAACUCUCGGCUAGAGUGAAUGCAGAGUGCAGAAAUCUUUAUCCCUUACAUUAUAAGUGAUCAUUAGUGUGAAGUGGAAGGAUAAAAAAAGUGCCCUAGAUUUGAUUUGUAUUCUAGUUCUGCUUCUUCUGAUGUGUUAAGCACUUUAAUUUGGCCGGCACUGUAAGGGUUGGACUGUGGGUUAGCAAACUACUAACACUGUCGUUCUGUGUUUACAUUUCUUUUUAGUCAUAGAUUCUUCUUUAACCGUAUGCCUUAACAUUGAGUUUUGGAAAGUGGCUUCCAGGAUUGAUUUGACUAAAAGUAGUGAAGAUAAGAUUCUAGAUGUUUUUAGGGAGGAAAAAUGAACAAAAGCUUAAAAUGAGCAAUUUAAGGUCCUGGAUCUGAACUGAAACUCUGGUAGCAGGAAAAAAGCUAAAAUUGUGGGUGUAAUGUACAUGUUAAUAUCAAAAACUAUGAAGGAGACUUUGCAAAGUUUAAACAUAUGUAUUAAUACUCUCUGUGAAUGAAAUGUAUUUAUGAUUUACACAAUUACCCAGAAAAUUGCCUUUUUGUAUUGCACUUAGUGUCUACUGUCUGUUGCAGAGCUUUGUUUUGUUUCUCAUCCAUUUUUACUGCUCAACAUGAAAUGUCAGUGUAUUUUGCUUUGUAUAUCUCAUCUUUAUUUGCAUACAGUAAAUGUACAAUAAUUCUGUA
This is a messenger RNA of Morone saxatilis (striped sea-bass), 2372 nucleotides long. RefSeq names its product ankyrin repeat and SOCS box containing 1 (gene asb1). The transcript has 5 exons. Bases 157 to 1209 code for a protein of 350 amino acids. Gene Ontology annotation, biological process: protein ubiquitination; intracellular signal transduction. Gene Ontology annotation, molecular function: protein binding. The record is from RefSeq and is a predicted model, not a curated record. Gene Ontology annotation, cellular component: ubiquitin ligase complex. Lineage: Eukaryota; Metazoa; Chordata; Actinopteri; Moronidae.